Messenger RNA from Eimeria mitis, 369 nucleotides. RefSeq lists its product as uncharacterized. The transcript is spliced from 2 exons. NCBI's taxonomy places the organism in Eukaryota, Apicomplexa, Conoidasida, Eucoccidiorida, Eimeriidae. The record is from RefSeq and is a predicted model, not a curated record. Bases 1 to 369 code for a protein of 122 amino acids.
AUGCAGCAGCAGCAGCAGCAGCAACAACAGCAGCAACAGCAACAGCAACAGCAGCAGCAGCAGCAACAGCAGCAACAGCAGCAACAGCAGCAGCAACAGCAGCAUCCCCCGCUUUCCCUCUUUGUCACCAGGCAACAUCAACAACAGCAACAGCAGCAGAAGCAGCAACAACAGCAGCAUAUGCAGCAGCAACAGCAGCAGCAACAGCAGCAACAGCAGCAGAAACAGCAGCAGCAACAGCAGCAGCAACAGCAGCAACAGCAGCAACAGCAGCAACAGCAGCAGCAGCAACAGCAGCAUCCCCCGCUUUCCCUCUUUGUGUGUAUGAUGAAUAUAUUUGACUACAAGCUAACGACUAAACUAAAAUAA